This is a messenger RNA of Armigeres subalbatus, 728 nucleotides long. RefSeq lists its product as uncharacterized. The record is from RefSeq and is a predicted model, not a curated record. Bases 88 to 507 code for a protein of 139 amino acids. The transcript is spliced from 3 exons. NCBI's taxonomy places the organism in Eukaryota, Metazoa, Arthropoda, Insecta, Diptera, Culicidae.
UGAUAUCAUUGUCAGCUUACAAGUGAGUGCGUGCAGAGAAAACUUUCGUUCCCUUAAGUUGAGAGCUAAACAUCCAAGAAAACCAAAAUGAAGACCAUGUGUGCUAUUGCUGUCCUUGCCACAGUUUUAGUGAUGGCUAACUGUGCUCCUUAUCAAAUUGCUUAUUUGGUACCGGUAGAGGCUCCGCUAAACCGAGUAGCACGCUCGGCGCAAUUUGACGCUAGUGCAGCCAAUGCAGGUGCUCAUAGUUUCAACAGCGGCUUCGGACAUGGCGGACACGGCGGAUACGGAGGACACGGAGGACAUGGAGGACACGGUGGUCUCUCUGCAAGCGCGGCCAAUGCCGCUUCUCAAUCAUUCACUCAUGGCCACCACCAUGGACAUCCAGGAUUCAGCGGAAGUGCUGCUAACGCAGCUGCUCAAAGCUUCUCCAGUGGUGGACAUCAUGGAUUCGGUGAUUUCAGCGCAUCAGCUGCCAACGCCAACUCGCAUUCCUUCAGUGGAUAAGCAUUUUAGCUUAAACAUGGACUGGAAAAUACUCGACCUCGACCUUCCUGCAAAUACUUGGGAACAUGUAAAGUAAAAUUGUUGUGGACACCAUGCUGUGGUAAUAGAUAGAAAAGAUAUGUUUUUACAAAUCAGUCGCACACAUUUAAAUUAUUCAAUUAACGCUCAUAUCAUGACAUCGAUUAUAGACUACACAAAACAAUAAAAACAUUUUAAUGUAA